AUGCGAUUUGCUCAGCUCGUCUCUGCUCUCGGCUUCAUCGCCACGCUCAUCACGGCAUCGCCUGUAUCCGAAGCUGCAUCACCAAACACUCUCGAGAAACGCGAUGCUGACAGUCACCUCGUCGCUCGUUACGAGGCAGACUGGGCUCUGACCUUCUCGAGUCCCGGUAAUGCCGUGUAUACGAUCUAUUUCAGCCUUGCCUACGACCCAGUCGAGAAGAGCUACCACAAACUAAACUACUUCCUGCCUGAUCAUGGCGGUGUGGCUCGCUAUGGAACCUCGAGUCCGGGCCAGAGCACAUGGACUUUCGAGAAUGGCAGACUGUACGGAGUCACCAUCGCUCUGCACUACCUCGGCGACGGCUCCCUGCAGACCUACUCAGUCAUCUCGGGUGGCUACAACGGCAAAGCCUUUGAUCACGUCGAUCUCUCGCUUGACGGCGUAUCCAUCCGUCGCGUAUAA
Mixia osmundae IAM 14324 is the source of this 462-nucleotide messenger RNA. RefSeq lists its product as uncharacterized. The coding region runs from base 1 to 462 and encodes 153 amino acids. The record is from RefSeq and is a predicted model, not a curated record. The transcript has 4 exons. NCBI's taxonomy places the organism in Eukaryota, Fungi, Basidiomycota, Mixiomycetes, Mixiales, Mixiaceae.